AAAGCAUUCGUCACUGUUUCAAUUGAAAAAAACUACGAGUGCUAACACUUUUUCCACACUUCUCUGAAUUCCCACUGAAUGCUUGCCUGUUUUCUUUCAGUUCAAAACGAUUUCUGUCUAGUGAUUUUCUUACGACUGCGGUCGGUUGUCGCUAGUAUAUGUUUGUUGCUUGCUAGCUGGUCUUUCUCUUCUCAUACGAAAACAACAACAACAAUACGCACAUACACAUUCAUGCACGCCGUUGCCGCACUCAACCAGAAUUAUCGGCUUCACUUUGUUGUGUUUUCGACAUUUGUUGCCAGUCGAUAGUAAGCCGCCGAUGACGUCGGUUUGGUGAGAGAGAAUAAAGAAAUAAUAAUAAAAAUAAUAAAUAGAAAUUAUUAUUAUUAAAAAAUAAAGAAAAAAGUUGAUUUUGUAUAUUAUUUUUGAGUUUUAAAAAUAUAUUCUAAUAGUGGCUAACAGUGAACAACAAAUAAACAUUUUUAUUUAAAGACGGAUGCAAGAAAAUAAUAAACAAAUUCUUGGUGUCUUAGAAAGAAAAAUUAAAAGAAAUUUCCGUGUCAAAAUAAUUAAAUAUACUACAUAUUAAGUUUUUUAAUGAAACACAUGAUUAAAAUAAAAGUGAUAUAAAUUUUUAUUGAAUGACAAACACUGGACAACAACAAACAGCAAUAACUUUAUGUUGAUUUGCAUUUCUAUUGCAUCUACUUACUAUCUGUGGUCUUCCCUCUAAAAAUAAACUACUAAAUAUCGUAGAUUUAUAGUAUAACAGUUAAAAAUUGGAUGAAAAUAAAGAGCAGCAAGCAACAACAACAAUACAUAUUAUGAAUUUGUUGUUUUUGGUAUGAUAAACAUCAAUUAACACGAAUCAACAACAUUUGACAGAUAACGUUAAAGUUUAAAUAAAUAAAAAAGCAUAAACACACAUUCUCGUUUAAAGUGUCAGUGCUGAGAGUUUUGUUUUUUUAUAUUUAUUUAUAAGUUAAGCAACAAAAUAAUAAAUACAAACUACAUAAACGAAAAAAAGAAGAAAAUACCUACUUAUUUUAUUUUCUAUGGAAUGAUAAACGGAAAUACCAAAGUAACAACAGCAAUAAUCAGGCAGCCACAACAAAUCUACAAAAUAAACACGAAUCCAAGCAAGCAAACAAACUAAAUAAAGUAAAAUUAAAUAAAAUAAAAAUAUAAAGGCAUCAAGAGAAGAGUAAAAAGAAACAAAAACAAAAAAAUACACUUCAAAACAAAUACAAAGGGCAAAUUGCAUUGCACAGAGAGCAAGAAAGCGUACAAGAUAAUAAAGCGAAUGAAUAAACCUCUACUAAGAAGACUUAAUAGAAAAGAAACAAAGAAAAAUAUAUGAAAAAAAGUUAAAAAAAAAUACUAAAAACAAAAACAGACGGAAGUAAUAAUAUUUACACAACAGAGAAGUAAUAAACAAUCACACAAACGUACAUACACACGAGAACAACACAACACACAACUCUCAGUGCAUUUAAUGAAAAAGAACACACUAUAAAAGAGUCAAACCAAAAACAGCAACAACAACAAAAAGGAAACCUAAAGUGUAAGCAAGCAAAACACUAAAAAUAAUAAAAUAACAACAAUAAAAAACUAAGGCAUUUAAAGAAGAAGAAGCAGCAGCAAGAAAUAAACUCUUUUUUUACACUCUCAUGCUCAAUGCACUUCAAAUUCAAAAAUUCAUAACAAAGUACUAAAGAGGAAACAAGAAUGCUGAGUGGACAUUAAACAAAAUCAGCUAAAUAGUAAUAAUAAAUGAAAACAGUUUAAUACAAAUUUAUAAAGCUGCAAAAGUAUUUCUAUUAUAUUUUACUCGCGAGCUGUAAAAUUUCAAACCGGAACUUUUUCUCGUUUCUAAAACACAUUUCGCACAGCCCCCGCCACCUUUAGUUGUUAAGACGAAAGUUAACUUAGAAAGGCUGGCCUGGAUCACCUGGAAGUGAUUUUAUAUUACAGCAUUUGUUGCAUUUGAAUUAUCGCAUCGUUUGUUAGUUCUGUUCCUUCCAUUUCCGUAUUGUUUGGCUGUAUCACUUGCAAACCUGUGACAGUUCUUGCUGAAUGAUCGCAUACUAAAGCGUGUUUAAUUUUGAAAAAGGCAGUAAACAUUAUCGAUAUCGUGUUUUGUGAUUGUCUUGUUAUAUUUCUAUAAAUAUAUAGAUGUGGUCGUUAUUACAGCAAGAAGGAAAUAGAUAUUUUUAAAUUUGUUAAACGUAAUUCAAAAUGAAAAUGCUUCCGGUACAAUUAUCGUUGAAUCCGCCACUGGGUCUGUGGAGUGAUAUGUUGUGGCGUUGUCCUCCAGCACCGCCUAGUCAAUUGGCCGAACUUAAGACACAGUUACCGCCCUCUUUACCCUCAGAUCCCCGGCUUUGGAGUCGUGAAGAUGUGGCGGUGUUUUUGCAUUUUUGUGAGCGUGAAUUUGACCUGCCAAAAGUUGAUUAUGAUCUCUUUCAAAUGAACGGCAAAGCGUUGUGCUUGCUCACACGUGCCGAUUUUGGUCACCGCUGUCCCGGUGCCGGAGAUGUUCUACACAAUGUUCUGCAAAUGUUAGUGAUUGAGUCACACAUGAUGCAGUGGCAUUUACCCAACAGCCCCGUGACUCCCACUAGUCGCUAUCCCUUGUCGCCGCACAGUCAUCCACCCACUCCAACUUGGCCCCCCAUUGGGCCGCCAGAAAGUGCCUUUCAUCAAACCUCACAUUUAACACCACACCAUUUUAUGACACCGAAUUCGGUGACAUUAAGUCCCCCGCCUUCAGUAGACUCACAAGCCAGUAGCCCGCCUCAAAAUCAGGACCAGCAAAAUGGUUCUGCCACGCAAUCUAAUAGCAGUAGUAGCAGCAGUAGCAGUUCUAGUAGUACUCACAGUUCUUCGUCAGCCGCAGCGGCAGGUGCCGCAGCAUUAAUGAACCCCAACGCUUUCAGUGUGCUUAAAAAUAAUGGCCAUAACGCCAGUGGCGGCCAUCACUCAGACUCAGAAGAGGAAAGUUAUUCAGAGCCACCCACAGCCAACAGCACAAUUGUUAAUUACUCCAAUCACAAUUAUAACGCCAAUGCAGCAGCUGUAGCUCAAUACAACAACAGUCCGCCAACAACACCCAUCUUGAAAGACAUGCCGCAAAGUCUUAAGCAACAAAUCAAAAAUACAUUUGUUAAUUCGUGGUCUCAGCAGCAACAGCAGCAGCAACAACAACAGCACCAGCAGCAGCAACAAAUGGCUCUGGAACAGAAACUGCCACAGAGUGGUUCGGUGUCAGCACCCACUACACCCAGUUAUGUGCAGCCCGUUAAGAGGGAGUUUUUCCCAGAUAAAACUGACAAUCGUUAUAUGCAACCAGUUAAACGAGAAUUCUUCCCCGAAAACACUGAACCCAAUACAAAUGGCCGUUUAUUGUGGGACUUUCUGCAGCAAUUAUUGAAUGACCGCAAUCAAAAAUAUAGUGAUUUGAUUGCAUGGAAAUGUCGUGACACUGGAGUUUUCAAAAUCGUUGAUCCAGCAGGCCUGGCCAAAUUGUGGGGCAUACAAAAGAAUCAUUUAUCGAUGAACUAUGACAAAAUGUCACGUGCCCUACGCUAUUACUAUAGAGUUAAUAUUUUACGCAAGGUCCAGGGCGAACGUCAUUGUUAUCAAUUCUUGCGCAAUCCCACUGAAUUGAAAAAUAUUAAAAACAUUUCCUUACUACGUCAAUCCGUUAAUCAGAAUAAUGCCAAUAAUUCCAAUAAUGCAAACAACAACAAUAGCAACAAUCUUGCUGGCAAUCAAACAAAUGCAUCUGCUAUCACAGCAUCGCCGUCUGCUAAUGGUACAAAUUGGGCCAUGCCGGUGCAACAUCCGGGAAGUGCCCAACAACAGCAGCAACAACAACAAGCUCCCCAACGCCAAACGUCAUCACAGGGCAAUAAUAGUAAUCACUUAACCUUGCCUAAUGGGAUUUCGUCGGCCGCUGCUGCUGUAGCAGCUGCAGCUGCUGCGGCCUAUGGUCCCCCGCCUUCUUCGCCACUAUUUAUGCAUGCCAUAAAUGGUGCCUUCCAUUACCUGUCUUCCAAUGGUGUACCACCAAAUUCACCCGCAGCUUUACCCACAACGCCAAAUGAUAAAUUCCAAUUUAAUGUGGUCAAGCCCGAACAAAAUCAAACAUCCCCACAAAGCAAUAACACAGCUGAGGAUAUGAAACCCACAGACUUGAGUGUCUCUGGUAGUAAUGGUAAUAAUGAGAAAAGACCUUAUUCCAGUCCUUCAGCUAAUGAUGAUUGUUUUCCAUUGAUACGCAAUGCUGAUGGCCUAACCACGAUAAAGCUGAUACGUUACAAUGAUAACGAGGGAGUGGGAAAUCCAUCUGCAAUUGCUAACGAUGCUAAUGAUAAUUCACAGCAGCAAAAAUGCAAUACCCCUACCCCCAUGGAUAGUGAAUCAAGUGAAAUGGAUUCAAGUCCUUCGCAUGAUAACAUGGGAGCAACCGAUUUAAGAAAGUAAAUCAAUUUUGUUUCAAUUUUUAACCUUUUAUGUUUCAGAACGACAAUCAUAUACAUACAUACAAAUGUAUACACAGUAAUAUUUUCAUAAUCACCAGCUACAUGUGGCAACCAAACAAAUGCAUUCAUUUCAUAUAGUAACGUCGUUAAAAUAACAAAAAGUCUUGGGUGUAAUUUGCAUUUUCCUCCAAUUUCUUAACACAUUAUUUUGGGAUUUGUUCCACUGGUUUCAAAUUGUUUUCUAUUCGGUUUUUUUUAAAUUUGUUAACAAAACACUUGGGACUUUUUGUUGUCGCAUCGAUGGGUAUGUAUGUUUGUAAAAAAUAAACAAAAAGUUGCAUAAUUUAGUACCUCAUUAUUAUUAAAAGAUGAAAUUUGUAUGUUCAAAGUUCUAUCUAUGUAUCUAUCUAUUUAGCAAUUUGCCUAACUUAGCAUAAUUGUAAUUUAUUUUUUAAUUACAAUCAUUUGUUUUUUGUCGAAAUGAGGUUUUAAAUCAAACAAAUUUAUACAAAUAUUUAAGAUUGUUAGUAGUAAAUUAAGAAAUGUGCCAAUUUAUUUUUCAUUUAUCAUUUAAUUUCAUUAAACAAAAAAAAAAAACACAAUUAUGUAGUAGUUUAACAGAAGAAACACCAGUUGAUUCUAGGUGUAAAAAAUGAAAUUAUGAAAAUAUGUAUAGUAUUUAAGUUAAGCCAAUUUUCUUAGCACAUCCAAUUCUUUUAUUUUAUAUUUUUUAUUAUCAUUGUUUUUUUUAAAUAAAUAUUUAAACAUUGUUUUCCUUAAUUUAAUCUCUGUUAAAUGGGGUUCUUUAAGUGCCACCAUCCAUUUCUAUUGGCAUUUUGAAAAAAAAGUAUCUUAAUUAAUUAAACAAAACAAAAGAAAAGAAGUAACAACUCAUAUUUAUUAGUUAAAAGAAAAACACAAAACAAAAAAGCUUUUUUUUAUUUAACAGCUUUAACAAAUUUAAAAUUUUUUUAAAAAUUUAUUUACAUUAAAAAUUAAAUAAUUGCAAACGAAUGUGAUAGCAAAAAUUUAAAUAAAAUUGAAAAAUUAAAAUAAGUAUACAUACACACAGAAACAAAUACAUAAUAUUAAAAAACACAAUUGAAUGAAUAUCUUUAAAACAAAAAUUAAAUAAACAAUAUUUUUUAUUAUUGUCCUAAAGAUUAAUUUCUUUAUUUUUUUGCCUCUUAACAGCUUAAAUGGCAUCACUUAAAAUCAUUUUAAUUCUACACUCUCUUUUUUUAAACAAUUUUCAAUUUCAAUUAAAACGCAUGAAAUGCUUUUAAAGCUUAAUAUAACACAGAGAGGAGAGUAGUUUUUAAAAUGUUUUUGUUGUAUGGCCCAACAGUUUUGUUUUCAGGCUCUACAUCAUAUUGCAGUUUGUUGCUAAGCUUAGCUUCGGCGAAAUGAAGAUAUUUUGUUAUAAAUGUAAUUUAUUGUUUCAAUUUUUUUUUAUUGUUAAUCUAAUCCCCCUUGGCUUCCACAGAACAUUCGUUCUUUAUAUACAAAAAAACAAACAAAAAAUUAAAUUUAUUUCUUUUAUAUAUUAAUAUUAAGUUUAGCAAAAACAAAACAGAAAAAUAUAAAAUUUAAAUAUACAAAUAUUGCUUUAAUUUCAUACAUAUAAUAUAAUUUUUAUUAUAAUAUACAAUAAUUACUUAAACGUAUUUAUAUUACAACAAAAAUACCAUUUGCAUAUGUAUUUUUUGUAUUUUUAUUAUAUUCUUCUUUUGUUUAUAAAUACUAUAUUUAAAUUUCUUUUAUAUAUUACAUAUAUAUAUAUAUACAAAACAACAACUAGAAAUAGUAAUUAAAUGUGUAAAUACAAAACAAGUAGUUUUAAAAUCUUUAUAUACAAUACCGUAAAUAAUGUAUAUUUUAUUAAUACAACACAAUUUUUACACUUAGUCUUAAAUAAUAAUAAUAAAAAAAAGAAAAAACAAAAAUAAGAUAAAAAAAAUAUUUAUAUUUACAUACUUUCAUAUACAAUAGAAUUCAUCUAUUUACAAUUUACACAAGACUUAAAAAAAAAUCUUUUUCUUUCAAAAUGUUUGCUUUAAUUUUAAUAGCUCAUAACCUGUAUUAUUAAAACAAAAAUGAACAAGUUACAAAGGAUUAAUAAAGAAUACAUUAUGAAGUAAGUAGUCGAAAAUACUGAAA
This is a messenger RNA of Calliphora vicina (urban bluebottle blowfly), 6647 nucleotides long. It is a transcript of the gene aop, whose product is annotated as anterior open. Bases 2239 to 4488 code for a protein of 749 amino acids. The transcript is spliced from 4 exons. Lineage: Eukaryota; Metazoa; Arthropoda; Insecta; Diptera; Calliphoridae. Gene Ontology annotation, biological process: cell differentiation; regulation of transcription by RNA polymerase II. Gene Ontology annotation, cellular component: nucleus. The record is from RefSeq and is a predicted model, not a curated record. Gene Ontology annotation, molecular function: DNA-binding transcription factor activity, RNA polymerase II-specific; sequence-specific DNA binding.